AUGGCGCUGAGAUACCUAAACAAGUUCUCCCUUCUAUCACUAGCGGUACCUACUCUGGCUGCCCCGAUUGGUUCCUCGUUUGGCGUCCCUGGAACGGAUGCCCUGUAUGACUAUGUCGUGGUAGGUGCCGGCAAUGCAGGUGCCCCUGUUGCAUACCGGCUCGCAGAAACAGGUCAUACUGUGGCCUUGGUGGAAGCUGGAAGCUUAUAUGAAUAUGGAAACGGCAACCUGAGUCAGAUCCCGGCCAACUCGCUCUUCUUCAUCGGCAAAGACCCAGAAUGGACCAACAACCUUGUCGAUUGGAACUUUGUCACAUCACCUCAGGCGGAAUGGAACAAUGCCUCUGUCCACUAUGCCAGCGGCAAAGUCCUAGGAGGCAGCACGGGGCGAAACCUGAUGACCUACCACCUCCCAACAAAGGGCAGUCUAGAUAGAUGGGCCGAAGACGUAAGUGACGAGAGCUGGAAUUUCGACAACAUGCUCCCGUACAUCAUGAAGUCGCAAAGGUUCACACCACCAAACAACAACCUCCGCUUCCGCAAUGCAACCCCGACGUAUGACCCCGCUGUCCUGGGGCGAAGAGGACGACUAGACGUGACUUACCCUAACUACGCCAAUGGUCUUGCCUCGUGGCUCGUCCGUGGCUUUCGGGACAUCGGUCUUGCGGCCAUCCGUGGCUUGAACGGCGGCCAGCUUAUUGGAUCCGCCUAUACCCUAAGCACCAUCCAGCCUGGCAACCAGCACCGCGCGUCAUCGAAGACAGCAUACCUUGAUCCCCUUAUCGGACGGAAUUUGAAUCUGAUCAUCUAUCAGUCGACGCAUGCGAAGCGGAUUCUCUUCAGCAAUGAUACUGUGGCCACCGGCGUGCGGGUCAGCUCUGAGGGACAGGAAUAUACGCUCUCCGCCAGAAACGAGGUGAUCGUCUCGGCGGGAGCAUUCAAAACGCCUCAGCUCUUGAUGGUCUCCGGGAUAGGCCCUGCGGCCAAUCUUGAGCGUUAUGGUAUCCCGCUUGUGGCGGACCGACCAGGCGUCGGACAGAACCUGCAAGACCACACUCUCGCUGGCCCCUCAUACAGAGUAAACGCCAUUACCGGCUCCUCGAAUAGCAUCCCUGAGUUCAUAACCGAGGCGCAAAGACAAUACAACAGCAACCCACCACGCGGCGUGCUCACGAAUACUGGCGUAGACAUUCUGGGCUGGGAGAAAGUGCCAGAGCAACUGCGAGGCAACUUCAGCACUGAGACCGAAGACGCCCUCGCCAGCCUCCCAGAGGACUGGCCGGAACUCGAGUACCUACCUGUCUACGGCUACUUUGGGGAUCAAAACAACUACAUGGUCACGCCGAAUGAUGGGUUCAACUACCUGACCAUCGCCGCCGCAGUGGUUUCGCCCCUGUCCAGAGGCACAGUGGAUAUCGCUUCGAACGACACCGAGGUAAAUCCUAUCAUCGACCCGCGCUGGUUCGCGCACCCGGGCGAUAUCCAAGUCGCCGUCGCCGGAUUUCGGCGCUCGAGGGCGCUAAUGGCGUCCCCCGCGAUGGCUGGCAUUACGCUUGGAGGCGAAUCGUAUCCCGGGACAGACGUGCAGACCGACGAUGAGAUCGUCGAGUGGCUGCGCGAAGCAUCCAACACCGUUCACCAUGCCUGCUGCACGGCGGGCAUGGGCCCACGGGAUAACCCUGACUCGGUGGUCGACACGCAGGGAAGAGUCAUUGGGGUUUCUGGCCUCAGGAUUGUGGACGCCUCGAUCAUGCCUUUCCUUCCCCCAGGUCACCCUAUUUCAAUCAUCUAUGGUCUAGCCGAGAGAAUUGCCGAGUCGAUUCUUGCUGAUGCAUAG
Messenger RNA from Aspergillus nidulans FGSC A4, 1836 nucleotides. RefSeq names its product protein cicC. NCBI's taxonomy places the organism in Eukaryota, Fungi, Ascomycota, Eurotiomycetes, Eurotiales, Aspergillaceae. The transcript has 4 exons. The record is from RefSeq and is a predicted model, not a curated record. Gene Ontology annotation, biological process: secondary metabolite biosynthetic process. Gene Ontology annotation, molecular function: flavin adenine dinucleotide binding; oxidoreductase activity, acting on CH-OH group of donors. Bases 1 to 1836 code for a protein of 611 amino acids.